Molecule: messenger RNA, 4285 nt
Organism: Telopea speciosissima
Lineage: Eukaryota; Viridiplantae; Streptophyta; Magnoliopsida; Proteales; Proteaceae
Product: DNA mismatch repair protein MSH6
Exons: 22
Coding region: 37-3942 (1301 amino acids)
Biological process (GO): mismatch repair
Cellular component (GO): nucleus
Molecular function (GO): ATP-dependent DNA damage sensor activity; ATP binding; mismatched DNA binding
Source: RefSeq, a predicted model, not a curated record
AAAAGCUCCUCUCCUCUGCUGCUCACAGUCAUCUGAAUGGCGCCAUCACGUCGCCUCAGCAAUGGCCGAUCCCCGCUGGUCAACCAACAACGCCAAAUCACGACAUUCUUUUCCCCCAGCAAGACCUCAACUUCUCCUUCUUCGGCUUCUCCGGCUGCUUCAAAGCAAAACCCUAAGGCUGACCCAGCUAACCCUAACCCUAGCCCUACUCCUACUCCUACCACUACUCCGCAGACGAAACAAAAGAAACCCCUGUUAGUCAUUGGUCCUUCUACUAAUCUGUCCCCUCCUACAUCUCCUCCAGACGUGAUGACGACCCCUGAUUCUGGGAAGAAAUUGUAUGGAGAAGAGGUUGUCGGGAAGAAACUAAAGGUUUAUUGGCCAUUGGACAAGUGCUGGUACGAAGGUUGUGUUAAGUCAUUCGAUAAGCUUUCUUGUAAACAUUUGGUUCAGUAUGAUGAUGCUGAGGAGGAGGCUUUGGAUCUUCAGAGAGAGAAAAUUGAGUGGGUGGAAGAGUUGCCAAGAAGCUUUCGUCGGUUACGCCGAAAUUCAGCUCUGGAGAAUGUAGUCUUGGAUUUGGAGGAGAAUACAGAAGAGGGAAGCAUAGGAGAUGAUUCUACUGAUGAAGAUUGGGGGAAGAACGUGGGGAAGGAGAUGGUUGAAGACGAUUCAGAGGAGAUGGAUUUUGCUGAAGAUGAAGAAGAGGAAGUAAAGAGCACGAGAGUAUCACACAGCAAGAAUUUGGGGUCAAGAAAGAGAAAAAUGAUUGAACCGGAAAAGCUGGGUUCUUAUAAGAAGAUUAAGGGUGGUGGAAAUGUACAGAAGAGUGUUUCAAAAGGUUCUCUGGAUGACAAUGGAAACAAAUUAGUGGGGCCUGCGAAUAAAGCUGAAAGAGAACAUCCGCCUCAUAUUUUUGACAACAAAUUAGCAGAUGAUGUUGCAGAUCGAUUUGGUGCACGGGAAGCAGAAAAAUUUCGCUUCCUUGGGGUAGGACGCAGAGAUGCUAAAAGGAGACUUCCUGGGGAUGUGAAUUAUGAUCCAAGGACUGUUUACUUGCCUCCUGAUUUCUUGAAGGGUUUAUCAGGUGGACAGAGGCAAUGGUGGGAGUUCAAGUCGAACCAUAUGGACAAAGUUCUUUUUUUCAAGAUGGGCAAAUUUUAUGAACUUUUUGAAAUGGAUGCACAUAUAGGAGCAAAAGAGCUUGAUUUGCAGUACAUGAAGGGAGAGCAACCUCAUUGUGGAUUUCCGGAAAAAAACUUCGCAAUGAAUGUGGAGAAAUUGGCUAGAAAGGGUUACCGAGUUCUUGUUAUAGAGCAAACAGAAACGCCUGAACAGCUGGAGCUCCGUCGUAAAGAAAAGGGUUCUAAAGAUAAGGUUGUGAAGCGUGAAAUUUGUGCUGUGGUUACUAAAGGAACACUGACUGAAGGAGAGAUGCUGUCAAACACCCCUGAUGCUUCUUACCUGAUGGCAGUGACUGAAAGCCAGACUUUGGGGAACCAAGAAGAGGGCAUAGUUGUUGGUGUCUGUUUGGUUGAUGUUUCAACAAGCAGGUUUAUGCUUGGACAGUUUGGAGAUGAUUCCGAGCGCAGUUCCUUAUGUUGCCUACUGUCUGAGCUAAGGCCUGUUGAAAUUAUAAAGCCUGCUAAUUUUCUUAGCCCUGAGACCGAGACAAUAUUAAUGAGACAUACGAGGAGUCCUCUAGUCAACAAUUUGGUGCCAGUCCUGGAAUUCUGGGACAAUGAGAAAACUAUUGUAGAAGUCAGAAAUAUUUACAAGCAACUUAAGGAUCAAACAACAUUGGGAUCUGGUUCUGAUGUUGCAGAGGUUUCAGAGUGUCUACCAGAUGUCUUGGCUGAGUUAGUGAGUGCAGGCAAGAAUGGCAGCUGUGCAAUUUCUGCAUUUGGAGGCUGUGUUUUCUAUCUUAGACAGGCUUUUCUGGACGAGUCAUUGCUUAGAUUUGCGAAGUUUGAACUACUUCCAUGCUCAGGUUUUUAUGAUAUUUCUCAAAAACCAUAUAUGGUACUUGAUGCAACUGCCCUUGAGAACCUUGAGAUGUUUGAAAACAACCGAAAUGGAGGUUCCUCAGGGACACUUUAUGCACAACUUAACCACUGUGUUACUGCAUUUGGAAAACGGUUGCUUAAAAAUUGGCUUGCAAGACCACUGUAUCAUGCAGGGUCAAUCAGGGAACGCCAGGAUGCCAUAGCAGGUCUGAAGGGAGUUAAUCUGCCGUCUAUGCUUGAAUUUCGUAAAGACCUGUCUAAACUUCCAGACAUGGAAAGGUUACUAACACGCCUCUUUGCUAGCAGUGAAGCUAAUGGAAGGAAUGCCAAUAAAGUAAUUCUUUAUGAAGAUGCAGCAAAGAAACAACUUCAAGAGUUCCUUGCAACUCUUCGUGGUUGUGAAGUGAUGAUACAAGCAUGCUCUUCUCUUAAUGUUGUAUUGGAAAAUGUUGAGUCUAGCCUACUCCAUCAUUUAUUAACACCUGGUAAAGGUCUUCCUGACAUCUAUUCAGUUCUAAAGCAUUUCAAGGAUGCUUUUGAUUGGCCAGAAGCGGAUUGUUCUGGACGCAUUAUACCUCAUGAAGCAGUUGAUAUGGAAUAUGAUUCUGCUUGCAAACAAAUUAAGGAGAUUGAAUCUAGUUUGGUAAAACACUUGAAAGAACAACGAAAAGUACUUGGGGAUGGUUCAAUUGAUUAUGUUACUGUUGGAAAAGAGUUAUAUCUUCUAGAAGUACCUGAGAGCUUGCGAGGAAAUGUCCCUCGGGAUUAUGAGUUACGGUCAUCCAAAAAGGGAUUCUUCAGGUACUGGACUCCGAAAAUUAAAAAGUUACUGGGAGAGCUUUCUCAAGCUGAAGCUGAGAAGGAAACUAAAUUGAAAAGCAUUCUGCAGCAGCUGAUUGGGCAAUUCUGUGUGCAUCAUAUUCAGUGGAGGCAAUUGAUUUCUGUAACUGCAGAACUGGAUGUUUUGAUCAGUCUAGCUGUUGCAAGUGACUAUUAUGAAGGAAAUGUGUGCCGACCAGUUAUUUUAGCUUCAUCAUGUUCAAGCCAGUUUCCAAGCUUGUCUGCGAAGAGUUUAGGACAUCCUGUUCUUAGAAGUGAUACUCUAGGCAAGGGUACAUUUGUACCUAAUGAUGUUACUAUUGGUGGUUCUGAACAUGCUAGCUUUAUCCUUCUCACGGGUCCUAACAUGGGUGGGAAGUCAACUCUUCUUCGUCAAGUCUGCAUGGCUGUGAUAUUGGCACAACUGGGAGCAGAUGUCCCUGCAGCAAGCUUUCAACUGUUUCCUGUUGAUCGAAUCUUUGUUCGAAUGGGAGCGAAAGACCAUAUUAUGGCAGGCCAAAGUACAUUUUUUACAGAACUUUCAGAAACUGCUUCUAUGCUGUCUUCAGCGACCCGCAAUUCACUAGUAGCAUUGGAUGAACUUGGACGUGGAACAUCAACUUCAGAUGGGCAAGCCAUUGCGGAAUCGGUUCUAGAGCAUUUCAUCCACAGGGUAAAAUGUAGAGGACUAUUUUCUACUCACUAUCAUCGGUUAUCUGUGGACUACAAGAAAGAUCCCAAGGUGUCCCUAUGCCAUAUGGCAUGUCAAGUUGGAAAAGGAGUUGGAGUGGAAGAAGUAACGUUUCUUUAUAGGCUAACGCCUGGUGCAUGCCCUAAGAGUUAUGGUGUCAAUGUUGCACGGUUGGCAGGACUUCCUGAUCCAGUACUUCAAAAAGCUGCAGUCAUGUCAAUCGAGUUUGAAGCAACGUAUGGUAAACACAGGCAAGAAUCUGAAUGCAAGUUGUCAGAAGAAGGUCAUGAUGAACAUAUGUCUGGUUUUUUUCAAGACUUGAGCUGCAUUGUUGCAAAUUUAAGUUGCCAUGAAAUGUGUGAGAGCAUGGGUAUUACACAGCUCACUGAAUUUCAACGGAGAGCAAGGUUACUUCUGCAGGGAAAUUGAGCUGUGGAUUUCCUUUGGAAUUUGGUCUAAGAAUUUUGGGCUGGUUUCUAAACCUCAUUGAUUUGCUUGCGGUUAUCUCAAGAGCUUUUUUCCUCAUUUUUCGGGUAACGAAAGGCUCCUUCCACAGCCUAAGCUGCUAAGCAGAUGCUAAUUUUGUUACUGGAGGUGUAUUUCAUACUUCUUUACAGCAUUAUGCUGGCUUUGCCCAGGGUCACUUUGUGGGAUUGCUGUGCGCAUCAUAUCUUGUGCAGAGAAAAUCGUCUCUUGUAAAUUCUACAGAUGAAAAAUCAAGACAAUGCUUCCAUGUAAUCAGUUAUAAUGUGUCACAAGGUAUGUUUUGUCU